AUGUUGCCGGAGUCAAGGACAGCGGUGGCGGAGGCGUUGAAGGGAGAAGGCCAGGAGCUGGUCGAUGGACCAGCACGCGGAAGCAGAGCAGAUCUGACAGAUCUGGAGCAGAGGGUCAGUGACGGGGCACUGGCGGCGAUGAAAGGUGGGAAGAUGAUGAUGCAGCAGCAGCUUCCAUGGCCUGACGUGAAGCUGAUGGUCGAGGAAAUCUCAUCUGCUAUGCAGUUGAGAAUAUCUCUCUUUUAUCAGAGAAAAUCUCUCUGUUAUCACUUCCUGUUCAACAUCAGCAAUCUCAAUAGUAUCGAUCUCUCCUUCAACCAGUUCCAAGGCCCGAUCUCUGGCUUUGGGAAUUUGGCUUCCCUUCAGAUUCUAGACCUGUCACAUAAUGGGAUCAGUGCAGACAUCUCGAAUUUUGACAAGCAGUUGUCUGGAUGUGUCAGAAACAGCUUGCAGGUAUUAAAUCUGGCGAACAAUGCUCUAGGUGGUGCAGUUCCUGAUUGGAUUGGGGAGCUCAGGAAUUUGAAGUCUCUGCAUCUUGAGGACAACUUGCUCUGUUGUCUCAUUCCUCCAUCUCUUGGAACCCUGUCGUCACUGAGCUUCCUCUACCUAGGCAACAUGUUACAGGGGCCAAUUCCUGAAUCUUUCGGGCAGCUCUCGGAGCUAAUCGUGUUGGAUGUCGGCUUCAAUCAACUCUCUGGCAUCGUCUCCGAUGUGCACUUCAGCAACGUAACAAAGUUAGAAGCUCUGCUCCUGUCUUCGAACUCGCUGGUUCUCAGAUUCAGCUCUAGUUGGCUUCCUCAGUUCCAGCUCAAGAACAUUCACCUGGGCUCCUGUGUUCUGGGACCGCAGUUCCCGGCAUGGCUGCGGACGCAGAGGAUGUUCUCGACGAUGGACAUGUCCGACGCCAACAUUUCUGCAGCCGUGCCAGAUUGGUUUUGGAACUCAUCAUCACGAGUCUACUAUUUUAAUCUCUCGCAUAAUCAUAUACGAGGCGUCAUUCCCGACACCUUCACGUUUAAGAACGCCGCCAUCAUCGAUCUCCAGUCGAACCAAUUCCAUGGCUCACUACCUCGCAUUGGCAAUGGGGUGCGUUACCUCUAUCUUUCAGACAAUUCCUUCUCCGGAGAUCUUCGUCCAAUACUCAAUAACGUGACUGAUUUGUGGAGCGUUUCGCUUUCGCGAAACCAUAUUUCUGGUACGAUUCCAUCGUCCAUCUGUGAGAUGCAGAUGUUGGAAGUGCUCGACUUAUCGAGUAAUCUCUUAUCAGGAGAAAUCCCUCGCUGCUCGAAAGUCACUACAGGAUUAGGAUUCUUUUCUGUCCUUAAUCUUGCGAACAACAACUUAUCGGGAACGAUUCCUCAAUGGAUUGGCACGGAGAGCUUCCUGGGAUCCUUGCACUUGAACAACAACAGUCUUCAUGGGGGUAUACCUUCUUUGGAGAAAUGCACUUACCUGUACAUCCUUGAUCUUGGAGAGAACAGCUUGAAGGGAAGCAUUCCACCAUGGAUCGGAGAAAGCCUAACACAUCUUAAGAUGCUUCGUCUUCGAUCGAACAUGCUCGGUGGAAUUAUUCCAGAUCAAUUAGGACUACUCUCCGAACUUCAAGUGUUGGAUCUUGCAGGGAACAAUUUUGCAGGAACAGUUCCUCACUGGAUUGCCAAUCUAAGUGCCAUGGUCUCAACAGAUAAGCGUAUCACUGAGUUCUUCGUUACGACUGCUUCAGGUAACACAGUGGACUACGUAGGGAUCGAGCUGACGGCAAUAUAUCAAGAGAGCUUGUUGGUGACCAUCAAAGGAAGAGACCUAGAAUACAGCAACACACUUUCUUUGGUGAUGUCCACGGACCUGUCUGCAAACGAUCUACAUGGACAAAUCCCGGAUAGCAUCACAGAUCUUGUUGGGUUGCAGAGCUUAAACUUAUCAGGUAACAGUUUGAAAGGAAGUAUUCCAAGGAAGAUUGGCAACCUGCAACAGCUAGAAUCUCUUGAUCUCUCGAAGAACCUACUCGAUGGGGAGAUCCCAUCGAGCAUUUCUGCGUUGAAUUAUCUGAGCUACUUGAACCUGUCAUAUAACAAACUAUCAGGGAGGAUUCCGGUGGGCAACCAGAUGCAGACUCUUACAGAUCCAACCAUAUAUGCCGGCAACCCUGAUCUCUGUGGAACACCAUUGACGAAGAAGUGCACAGGGGAUGAAGUACCAGGAUCUGAUGAACCAGUGUUGGAUACAAGAAACAGUGAUGAGUCUGAGACUCUAUGGUGUUUCAUUGGCAUGAUGAUAGGAUUUGUGGUUGGAUUCUGGACAUUUUGGGGCAUCCUGUCGUUGAAGAAGGCUUGGAGGAUUUCGUACUUUCGCUUGGUUGAUAAGAUAUCUUUCUCGGGGCUUUACUAUUGGGUGAGAAGCCGACAAAAAUGA
Messenger RNA from Musa acuminata AAA Group (dessert banana), 2412 nucleotides. RefSeq names its product receptor-like protein EIX2. Lineage: Eukaryota; Viridiplantae; Streptophyta; Magnoliopsida; Zingiberales; Musaceae. The transcript is spliced from 3 exons. The record is from RefSeq and is a predicted model, not a curated record. Gene Ontology annotation, molecular function: protein binding. The coding region runs from base 1 to 2412 and encodes 803 amino acids.